Molecule: messenger RNA, 1538 nt
Organism: Halteromyces radiatus
Lineage: Eukaryota; Fungi; Mucoromycota; Mucoromycetes; Mucorales; Cunninghamellaceae
Exons: 2
Coding region: 78-1526 (482 amino acids)
Source: RefSeq, a predicted model, not a curated record
UUUUUUUUUCCGCAACUAUCUAUAUUUGUUUUUUUUUUUUUUGCUUUAUUUUUAUUUGCCACCAUUCUUUACUAUUCAUGACUUUAAUCUUAACAAAAACGUGUCACCAUGCGUUAUUAGUGGCUAUUGAAGAAGGUAUUGGUUUUCCUUCACUUGGAGAUCGUGAUCUUUUUAUUCAUAGUCGUUUAGAACUUCACUUACCAGAAACAGUAGGCGACCUCAUACCACCACCAACUAUUAUUUCUACCAAACCAACUAAACUCGUAUCCGAUCCUCAAUGGCGUACCACUUUAGUCUACUUUUUAUCGGCAAAACUUCUACGACGACUAAGGCGACGACAAGCUCAAGUGACUUUACAGAUAAGAGCUAUGGCAGAACAAGGCGACACAAAAGAAAUAGGUUUAGCAAGUUUACGAGUGGAUCAAGCAAAAAUCAUUAAAAUGGUACAAGGUGAACGAUCACUCAGUAUAGUCAAGAAUUAUGUAGUCGACAAAGGGGAAUGGAAACCAAUUACAAAAGAAGGGAUGAGUCGUGCACAGAUCAAGGCUGGAUUAUUUAUUGUUGACAUGCCACCUCCUGCUGGUGAACGACAUAGACAAGUAGCUACUCCUCUAAGGAAUCCAAUCAUACACAACAAACAAAUGGAAGAUGAAUUAGGAUUGGAAAUAUAUUCAGCUGAUACAAGUGAUUGUUUAACAACAAAUUCAUCAUCAAGGGAUACUGAUGAUGAUGAUGAUGAUUCUCACCAAGUAAAACAACAAACACCACCACCAACUUCUUCUUUACUACAUCAUCAUCAUCAUGUUAAGAAACAAUGGAUCAAUGCUAUAUCAACACCAACAUCACCAUUAUCAACAUCACCUUCUCCAACACCAUCACUUUCCAGUACAACUACCUCUCUUCAAGUUUGUCAUCGAAAAAAAGAUCAAUUAACUUAUCUUCAAAUUGGGAAUGGAUCACAGAGAUAUAGUUUUGUUUUACGGAUUGUGGAAGCUACAGCAGUUAUGUCUUUGAUACCAUCUAAACUUCGUACUCUCGAUACACGGAACUUUUUACAAUAUACAUUCUCAGAAUGGCAAGUGAAGCAUCAUGUGUAUACAACAGGAAAUUCAUGGCAAAUCACAGAUCCACCCAUGUGUCUUGCUUUACAAGGUCAUUUACACGAUUUACAACAAUGGCUUUCUCAUCAAGGUCAGAUUGAAAUAUGUUUAGUAUUAAUGGAUAAAACAACACAAUUGGAACAUACAAUUGGUAAAGCUAUGGUAAGAUUGAAAGGAUGGUGUCCAUUGGGUAUUCAACAAGCUUCUUUUCCUAUACAUGAUCGAUCGAAUCGUUUACAUGUGGAUCAACCUUAUCAAUUUGCUCGAGUGACUAUUCAACUUGGAUUGACUGAAGGAUGGGGGGAUGAAGAUCGACAAGAAGAUGGAUCAUUAAAAAGAUCUCAUAGUGAAAGUGAUGACACCCUUGUACAACAACAACCUCAAUAUAUACAAAUUCAAUCAAAAUCAAAUUCAAUAAAAUAUUAGUUUUUUUUUUUU